ACAGUGAUUCAGACUCUACAAAAAAAAAAAACAGAUGUUCAUCUGAACAUUUCACAAAAGAAACGUAGUGUAAAAAAAAAUUCACUUGAUGCCAAAUGAAACUGAGUCAGCCUACACUCAAGUUUUUUUUUUCUUCGUCACAAACUAAUACUACAUGUUCACCGAAAACUUGUAACAAAAAUGCAGUAGAAAAACCUUCUUGUGAAUCGAAUGCAAAAGUUGAGUGCAAUUCUGGCGAUGUGACCCCAGAAAAUGUCAUAACCUCUGUUCCCUCUCAAAGGGAACAUACCACACAGAAUGAUCAGUUAUGUUUUAAUCGAAAGCGUUUAAAGCGAUGCGUUAUUUUGAGUGAGGACGAUGAAGAAUUGAGUGUUGAUCAACUUUCUUUAAUGAGUCGAGAACGAAACAAUGCUUGUGUUCAAAAACACGAAACCCCAAUUCAAGAUACUUUGGUGAACGAAAAACACUAUCCAAAAAGCGAUAGUAUCACCCCUGUUAUAAAAGAACAAUUCAAAGUAGAAACCAUAUCACCCAUCGCUUCGACUCCAGAAUGGCAAAGGAAAGAUUGCUGUGUAGUCCUAACAAAUGAAGAAUUAAGUGAAAAAGAAAAUGAAACUGAGAACACACAAGCAAUACAGACCGAUCCUCUUUGGCUUAAGGGCCAAGCAAAAGUAAAGAAAGAAUAUCAAUUAUUUCAUAAGCAUAUAGCUAACAUUGCGAAAAAUCGUACAAAACAAAUGUAUGACGUGAAUUGGUUAAAAUCACUACCAAUCGCCUGGAGUUCUAUCUAUUUUCAAGAGUAUAUUGACGCUGUCGAAAGAGGAGUCAAAGAUGUUACGGAAUGUGCGUUCAACAAUGAAAAAAAGAAAUCUAUGACUGUAUGUCAUUUUCCUAGUUGGAUACUCCCCGAAAAUUUACGCGACAUCCACAAAAAUAGACCCGACUCCUCUGAGUAUGAUGUAACGAGUGUUUGGAUACCCGAGGAAAAACUUAUGCGGCAAGAGCCAAAGCACUCGACACCCGCCAUGCUUCAAUAUUGGAAUUUAAAAAGGGAACAUUUUGAUAAAAUUGUUUUUUUUAAGUUUGGCAAAUUUUAUGAAUUAUUUUAUAUUGAUGCGUUUAUUGGGAAUAAAUUUUGUAAUCUUCGCUGGAUUGGUUCAGACGAAAAACCGCAUGUUGGAUUUCCAGAAACAAGCUUGCAUACAUAUGCUCAGAAAAUGGUGAAUGAGGGCUUCAAAGUUGUGGUCGUGGAACAAAUGGAAACACCUAAAGAAAUGAAUUUACGCAACCAAAACGCAUCCACUGGCAAUAAAGUCAAAACCGUAAAACGAGAAAUAUGUGAUGUAUUUUCUAUUGGAACACUCCUUCAUGAAGCGAUGCUGCCUAAUGACUCUCGUUUACUUUUGUCAAUUUAUUAUAAUACCAAAAAAUCGUCUUUUGGUUUUGUGUAUACCGACGUGUCUACCUGCGAAAUUUGGAUUGGCAAUUGGAAACCUAUUGAAAAAAAUACUCCAACAUCCCAACAAUUUCAAGGAAUUCUCUCACCUGUGUCUCAGUCUUUCCGAACAUUACUGAAUCGCAUACUUCCUGUAGAAGUUAUUUUUGAUCAUUUGAAUUUACCGUCGCACGAAUUGGCUUAUUUAAAAUUAUUACCAUUGCCUCCGCAUUUAAAUUCGCUUAAGUUACGACCUUUAGACGAUUCCCAGUUUACAACAGACGCUUUAAAGCUCGUAGAAAACCAAGCGUGUUAUCCAAAUCGUAAUGUAACAGUACACGAGUCCAAUUUGAAUGUCUUAACAUAUUUACGAGAAUCUCAAGAAACCCUUCAUGCUUUUACGCUUUUAUGCCGCUAUCUGAAUAGUGUUCUUCUUUUAGAGAAAGUACUUACUUUCUCUCGUUUUCAAAUGGAUUCACAUUUAUGCGCACAUGAGUCACAAAAUUUUUACAAGAGACUUCCAUCAAGCACCAAACAAGAAAUUCAACUAGAAAAUGGUCGACAACGGUUGAUCAUAGAUAGUGUGGCACUCCGUCAUUUAAACGUACUUCAAGGGACUGAUGGCACUCUGAAUUUCACUUUGUUUCAAUAUGUUAAUAGAACCGUCACACCCAUGGGUGUGCGGCUUUUGAAAAAAUGGCUUGCCGCACCAUUGGUAGUUCCUGAAGAUAUUAUUCAGCGUUUGGCUUGUACUACAUGGUUCGUCAACAAUCCUUCACAGCUCCACGCCAUACGUUCAGAUUUCUCGAAAUUAGGAGACAUCGAAAGAAAAUUAACUCGGUUUUGUACUCGAAGCUUACAACAGUUUAGAACGGCAGUUUAUUUUGAUGAUAUUCACUCAAAAUAUUUCCGACAGUUUGUUGAAAUGUUGAACGGUUUUAGCAGAAUUCAUUCUUGUCUGAUGACGAAUAUAAAUACAAAAGACGCACUAUUACCCUGCCGUUUAAAAACAUUAUGUUCUUUUGCGAAUCUUAUUGAAUCUUCCGACCAAGAUGAAAACUCAUCUCAUCUUUUUGAUGACAUGCGAAAUUGCUUAAUACUAAAUACCGAGACGAAUGAAUGGAAUAUUGCACCAAAUGUUGAUGAUGCGUACGACGCUGCAUUUAAAACAGUACAAGAUAUUGAAUUAUCUUUAAACAAAUAUCUUAAAAAUUUAAUGGAAAACGCCAAAAGAUCUAAUUGUAUUACAAACUAUCAUGAAAUACAAUACACUCAUAGCAAGUUCCCUUAUGAAAUAGAAAUACCCGAAGGCGAUCUAUUUAUUAAAUUUAUUCAGUCAAGAGAUGAAACAGCUCAAACUGUUACGUCUUCUAGAAAAGGGUAUAUACGAUUACGCACUACUGAAAUUCUUGAUUUUGUGACACAACUUGAAACAUCACAAGUUUUUUUAAAAGAUGUUUUGUAUGGAUGCCAAAAGCGUUUAUUUACCAAAUUCUAUAACCAUUAUUAUGACUUAGUUUUUUCUAUGCUUCACUGUGUUGCGGAAAUCGAUAUCUACGCUGGAUUCGCCACUCUAGCACUCAUAGGAACCUCUAGCAGUGUUUCGGUUUCAGAACAUAUGUGUUGCCCACAAAUCGUGGCGCGACAAUCGGAUGUGCAACCCAUACUUCGGAUGAUCAAUUCUCGUCAUCCCUUAAUACCAUUAAAUCUUCCUCCUGGUACACAAUGUGUCACGAACAAUAUAUGUUUAAACGAUCCUAAUGACCCUGAAGGACUUCAUUCAUUCUUUUUAAUCACGGGUCCUAACAUGGGAGGAAAAUCAACCCUAUUAAGACAAGUUUGCUUAAGUGUUAUUUUGGCUCAAAUUGGAAGCUACGUUCCAGCCACGGAAUGUACUCUGGUUCCAGUCGACCGUAUUUUCACCAGAUUAGGAGCUUAUGAUGCUAUCUUGGAAGGCCGUUCCGCUUUUUUAGUUGAAUUAGAGGAAACAAUCCCAGCAGCCCAUACUUCUACAGAAUAUUCUCUUGUUGUUCUUGAUGAAUUUGGUCGUGGAACGUCAAGUUGUGAUGGUGCUGCGUUAGGUCUAGCUUUAGCAGAACAUCUUGCUCGAAUUAAGAAGACGCGUUGCUUAUUUUCCACGCAUUUUCAAUUACUAGCUGAUGAAUUGGUGUCCAUUCCUUCUGUACGUUGCGUUCACAUGGCAGUGAAAUUUGAUGUCAAUACGGCAUCUCUGACAUUUCUCUACAAGCUAACCCUUAAGGCUUGUUCAAGAUCUCAUGGGAUUCAUGUCGCUCGUUUGGCAGGAAUACCAGAAGAAAUUAUAAGUGCGGCUUCUGAGUAUUAUCAAGAUAUAAGUAACAAUUCAAGUAGGCAUCUCAAGUUUCUAAGACUCAAAAAUUUGGCAUCCAAAGUGGUCGAUUCAUGUUCACCCUGUGCCACUAAUACGGCUAUCUUAAAAUCUCUUCGAUCAGAGUUUUUUUCUAUUGUCUCAACUCUACACCCACCUGACGGCACGACACAUUAA
Molecule: messenger RNA, 3959 nt
Organism: Hylaeus volcanicus
Lineage: Eukaryota; Metazoa; Arthropoda; Insecta; Hymenoptera; Colletidae
Product: DNA mismatch repair protein Msh6-like
Exons: 16
Coding region: 96-3959 (1287 amino acids)
Biological process (GO): mismatch repair
Cellular component (GO): MutSalpha complex; nucleus
Molecular function (GO): ATP binding; ATP-dependent DNA damage sensor activity; mismatched DNA binding
Source: RefSeq, a predicted model, not a curated record